AUGCCGCAGUUUAUCAGGAAAAAAUCAAGGAAAUCUUUCCCAGUCAAAGUUUGUACUUUAGAUGCCGAAUUAGAGUUCAAUUUAGAAUGGAGAGCUACUGGGAGAGAUUUGUUUGAUUUGGUCUGUCGUACCAUAGGUCUUCGUGAGACCUGGUACUUCGGAUUGCAGUAUGAAGAUUCAAAGAAUUGCAUAUCUUGGUUGAAACUUGACAAAAAAGUUCAAGAUCAAGUUGUCUCUCAACAACCAACUACACCCUUUAUGUUCCUCGCAAAAUUUUAUCCUGAGGAUGUAGCAGAGGAAUUGGUACAAGAGGUAACACAACAUUUGUUUUUUUUACAAGUUAAACAAGCUAUACUGUCAAUGGAUAUUUACUGCCCUCCUGAAGCUUCUGUAUUACUAGCAUCUUAUGCUGUUCAAGCUAAAUAUGAAGAUUAUGAUGAAGCUACUUACAAACCUGGAAUGCUUGCCAGUGAAGACUUGUUACCUCAGAGAGUCAUUGACCAGUAUCAAAUGACUCCAGAAAUGUGGGAAGAUAGAAUUAAGAUAUGGUAUGCUGAUCACAGGGGUAUGUCUCGAGAUGAAGCAGAAAUGGAAUAUUUAAAAAUAGCACAAGAUUUAGAAAUGUAUGGUGUUAAUUAUUUUCCCAUUACCAAUAAAAAAAAUUCUGAACUUUGGCUUGGCGUUACUGCAUUAGGACUGAAUAUGUAUAGUAAAGAUAAUAAAUUAACUCCUAAAGCAAAUUUUCCAUGGUCAGAUAUUCGACAUGUAAGUUUUGAUGAUAAGAAGUUUGUUAUUAAACCUGUUGAUAAGUCUGCUAAUAAUUUUGUGUUUUUUUCUAAAAAAGUUAGAAUGAACAAACUUAUUCUCGAUUUAUGUAUUGGAAACCACGAUCUGUUCAUGAGACGGAGAAAGCCGGAUACAAUGGAAGUUCAACAAAUGAAAUCGCAAGCUAAAGAGGAAAAGACUAGGAGACAGAUAGAAAGAAAUAAACUUGCCCGUGAAAAGCAACUGAGAAAAACAGCAGAACAGGAAAAAGCAGCUUUAGAACAGAGACUUAUACAGUACCAAGAGGAAGUUAGACUUGCUAAUGAAGCUUUACGAAGAUCUGAAGAAACUGCUGAACUCUUGGCAGAAAAAUCUCGUGUUGCAGAAGAAGAAGCAAUGUUACUUAGUCAGAAAGCCACUGAAGCCGAACAAGAACUAGCACGUAUGAGGCUUACAGCUAUGAAAACUGAGGAAGAAAAAUUGAAUUUAGAAAAGAAAACUCGUGAAGCAGAACAACUUACUGCAAGGUUAGUUGAUGAAUCAGAAAGAAGAGCAUUUGAGGCAAAUAGAUUGAAAGAUGAAUUGUUAAAAGCAAGAUUAGCUGAGAAAGAAGCUAAAGAAAAACUUCUGGAAUUUCUUUCUCGCAAUGCUUACAUGAAUUCUAGUGUCAAUUCAAUCUAUCCUUCUUCUCAAGUCUUAGAUGUUCAGCCACUACCUUUGGAAGGGGAUGCCACCAUAAGCUCUGCAGAUUUGACUUCCUAUGAAUUGACUGCUGAUAAUGAUAUGGUACAGUUGUCAUUGGAAAUUGAAAAAGAAAGGGUAGAUUACUUAGAAAAGAGUAAACACUUACAGAACCAAUUAAGAGAUUUGAAAACUGAAAUAGAAGUUCUUAAAAUUGGUGAGAAACAAUGUGAAUUAGAUCUGCUUCAUGAUGAACAAGUGAGACUUGGAGAAACAAAAUAUUCUACAUUGAGAAAAGUUAGGUCAGGAUCUACAAAAGCUCGUGUAGCUUUUUUUGAAGAUUUAUAA
This is a messenger RNA of Nezara viridula (southern green stink bug), 1794 nucleotides long. Lineage: Eukaryota; Metazoa; Arthropoda; Insecta; Hemiptera; Pentatomidae. The record is from the annotation of a GenBank genome assembly.